AUGACCGCGUUGCACCUGGCGGCGAUUGCUGGAUACUCUGCGAGGGUGAGGUGGCUGCUGGAUGGAGGAUGGAACCCUAGGGCAAGGGAUCGAUGGGGACGGGCGCCCCUUCACUUGGCCUUGAUAAGGGAGAAGGAAGCCGCGGCGGAGCUCCUGGCGGAUGCGGACUGCAUCACCGACAUCCUAGAUCACAAUGGAUUUGCCCCUAUACACUGGGCUGCGUGCUGUGGCUUUGUGGGAGUCAUCAGGAAGCUGCUCGCAGCCGGAGCGGAAACGCUUUCCAGAAACGAAGUCUUUUCACCCAUCCGAUUGGCUCUCGAAUUCAAGCAGGAGACUGCCGCGGAACUCCUGCUAGAUGCCGACUGCAUAACGGACACCCAGAAUGUUAUUAAGGAACCCCUUCUGCAUCUAGCUGUACGAUUGGGUUAUCUAGGAGUAAUCGAGAAACUGCUCACCGCCGGAGCGGACACGCGUCUCAUAAAUAAAGGAUAUACGCCACUCCAUGUGGCCCUGACGGAGGAGAAGGAAGCCGCGGCAGAGCUCCUGGCGGAUGCGGACUGCAUCACCGACAUCCUAGAUGAAGAUGGAUUAGCCCCUAUACACUGGGCUGCAAUGCGUGGCUUUGUGGGAGUCAUCAGGAAACUGCUCGCCGCCGGAGCGGACACGCGUUUCGGAAGCGAAGGCGGAUCCAAUACACCCAUCCGAUUGGCUAUCGAAUGUGAGCAGGAGACUGCCGUGGAGCUCCUACUCAAAGCCGACAGCUUUACGGAGUUCCGGAAUAGUGCUGGGGAAACCUCUCUGCAUCACGCUGCAGGAGUGGGUUAUCUAGGAAUAAUUGAGAAACUGCUCGCCGCCGGAGCAGACACGCGCGCGAAAGAUGACAGAGGUUGUACGCCCCUUCACAUAGCCCUGUUCCGCGGAGGGACAGAGGCUGUGGCGGAACUCCUGGUGGGAGCCGACGGGGAGAUUGACUCCUUGGAUAGUCUCGGGUGCACUCCCCUGUAUAGGGCUGCAGAAUGUGGAUACGUGGGGGUGGUUAGAAAGCUGCUGUGGAGCGGCGCUCGUCUAGACUCGGCGGGUGUGGAUAGGGAUCCUCUGCAAUAUGCUGCUUUUAAUCGAAACGAUGAUUUGGCGGAAGCAAUCCUCGCCUGGUGUGCCUUGUGGGACGUCGCCGUGAACUGGGCGGAGAUGAAGCUUUCCCAGGACGAUACACAGAGAUGCAUCGAGCUUCUCUCCCGAUGCGAUGCGGAGGUCUGGAGGAUGAAGGACGCCCGGAUCCCCGGUUUGUGGUGGUCUUACUGGCAUGUCCUGAGGGGACACGUGAGCCGGCUCUCGCGAUGCCUCGAGGACGGGGCCGUCCGCGAGGCCCUGAAGAGGGGCUUUGCGGACUUCCCGAUCUAUCGUGACUGGAUCGCUUUCGUCAUGGGGGAAGCGGACAAGUGGAGCACCCUAGCACCUCACUGGCUGAAGUGCUUCUCCUUCGUGGCCUGCGAGCUGCCCCCCACGUGCACGGACCUCGUAUUGCUGCACCUGAGCGAACGAGACCUGCGCCAUUUCAUCCGUGCCUGCGAAUAG
This is a messenger RNA of Uloborus diversus, 1575 nucleotides long. Its product is annotated as ankyrin repeat and protein kinase domain-containing protein 1-like. Gene Ontology annotation, molecular function: protein binding. Lineage: Eukaryota; Metazoa; Arthropoda; Arachnida; Araneae; Uloboridae. Bases 1 to 1575 code for a protein of 524 amino acids. The record is from RefSeq and is a predicted model, not a curated record. The transcript has a single exon.